AAAUUCGCAAGUGUGAUGGUUGAAAUUUGGCAACAUCUGAAUUUAAAACCGCGAAGUUGUAUUUUUUUGCGAGACUUCCGCACAUGCCCCAAGUGGGACACACAUAUUCAAGGAAACACAAUGAGCUAUCAACUAUAUCGAAACACAACAUUGGGCAAUAGCCUUCAGGAGAGUCUUGACGAGUUGAUACAGUCACAGCAAAUCUCGCCACAGCUUGCACUGCAAGUUUUGCUUCAAUUUGAUAAGGCUAUUAAUUCUGCUUUAGCCACAAAAGUAAAGAACAGAAUUAAUUUCAAAGGACGCCUAAAUGUAUAUCGUUUUUGUGAUAAUGUCUGGACAUUUGUACUGAAUAAUGUCACCUUUCGUGAAGUUGGUGACUCAAUAAAAGUUGAUAAAGUAAAGAUUGUAGCCUGUGAUGGAAAGGAAUCCAAGGGGGGUACAGAUGAGUGACAUGGCGCAAUCUACCACCUUUGCAUAUUUUUGGGUUAUGUAUUUAUUUUUAUUGUGAAGGCAUUAUAUAUUUUGCCAAACUUUUUUUAUUUCUGUUUUUGAGUUUGAUUUGUAGGGUUAUUUUUUUUAUUGUUUCUUCGAAAAAGUGAAUUAUGAAGUACGAGUCACAAUCCUAAAGUUUUAUUCAGUCUCCGUAUUUUUUGUUACUUCUAAAGUUACCCUACCAAAUUUUCUGCUACCUGUUGCACUACAAUUGUGUAACUUAUGUUGUUGUGUUAUUUGCAAAAGCUUGUGUAUGAAUCUUUUUACCUUUUAAUAAAAUCUUUAUUUUUUCUGUGAUGUAUGUGGAAUUAUAAGCAUGCUAAAAAACAAUUGCUCCUAUGAAUGAUAAUUUGGAUAACUAAAUAUUAUUAUUCAUAGGUAAAAAUGUAUUUACAUCACCAGAUACCAGAUACAAAUUUAAGCUAUACCUUAAAAGACCUUGUAAUAACACCUCAUUCAUAUCAAAUAACAUGCCAUGCAUGAUUAUCAAGACUUCUAAAGCCAAUCAAAAAUUUUCAAAAAAAUAGAAAGUUUAUAGACAAUUCUUCAGGCUCAUUCGUAUGAAAACAGCUUGUUUUUUAGGAGGUAAGCUUUAAAUAUACUAUUUGAAAAAUAGAAGCAUAAAUUUAAAUAGAUUUUAUUAACUGCUUGAUUUUACAAAAACUUCCGUGUAUUCAUAUAUGUUGUUUAUCAUAUCGGGUUACAAUUUUUUAUCUUAAUUUGAAAAUUGAUUUAGUGUUUAGUGUUUGAAAAACUUUGAAGUUACGGUUCUAAUUUACCUAUGAUCAGAGGGUCCUGUGACUUCAUGAUCUUUAACUGAUUAGUGUGUGUGGUUGAAAAGAGAAGUCUUUUAGGUGAAUUAUUUAAAUGGAAAUUGUAAAACGCAAAUAUAGGUACAUUUCAUUUCUUAUAUGGUAAAUCCCCUUCAAUUAAAGUUUUGACCUAGAGGAGGUGUUUAUUAGGAAUGCCCUUAUACAUGUGAUAACAAAUUUAUUAGAAAACUAACAUGUUUUUUAUAUUUUUUGCAGUUUCCAUCUUUUUAUAAAUGUGGUAUAUAUAAACUGAAUAACUGAGAAAAAAUUUAUUAUCUUUAUUGAUGAUCUUUGUGAAGAGAUAAUAAUGUUUCUUAUUC
Molecule: messenger RNA, 1624 nt
Organism: Hydractinia symbiolongicarpus
Lineage: Eukaryota; Metazoa; Cnidaria; Hydrozoa; Anthoathecata; Hydractiniidae
Product: transcription initiation factor IIA subunit 2-like
Exons: 2
Coding region: 16-450 (144 amino acids)
Biological process (GO): RNA polymerase II preinitiation complex assembly; transcription initiation at RNA polymerase II promoter
Cellular component (GO): transcription factor TFIIA complex
Molecular function (GO): TBP-class protein binding; RNA polymerase II general transcription initiation factor activity
Source: RefSeq, a predicted model, not a curated record